Molecule: messenger RNA, 345 nt
Organism: Botrytis byssoidea
Lineage: Eukaryota; Fungi; Ascomycota; Leotiomycetes; Helotiales; Sclerotiniaceae
Exons: 3
Coding region: 1-345 (114 amino acids)
Source: RefSeq, a predicted model, not a curated record
AUGACAGAAGCUACGCAUACAAAGUUGAUGGAUACGGAGAGGGGAGGAGAGAAUACACAAUACGAAUCCCAGAAUAUAUUCACGCGGUCGCCUGCUAAAGACCAGGGGACCUUUGGAGACUCGACAGGACCCUCCGAAGCCACACUCCAAAAAGACGCAGAACACAAAGCGCGUGGCGAACGAACGGCGGAGAAUAUCAGGUAUGGAGAGGCGAUUAGUGAGCAUGGGUUUGGGGGGGAGACGGUGGGGAAUAGUAUGGGAGUUGGGAGCGGAGAAAAUAAGGAGGAGACGAAGGACGCAAGGAGAAAAAUGGGUUAUGGAGGAGGGAAUGGGGUUGGUGGUUGA